ACAGCCGAUCAUGUUCGCACCAGAUGGACGUUUCGGUCGGAAUCGCAUGCCAUCGAGCUGCUCAACUCUGUGCACUCAAGGAUCAUUAUGAAGCGCUUGGAGGCGUCACAGGGCGAGCGGCACAACUUCAGCUCCAGACCAUCCGACCCGGCCAUGCUAGAGUUCUAUCACAACAACGUACGCGAAUCACGCACACUCAUCAACCCCGCAUCGUUUGGAGCGGCGAAUGCUGUCAACAAGAAAGCGCCUGUGAGACCAUCACGACAGUCGUCGACUGUGAGCGGCCUAUUUGAAUCUGUCGACAGUCUUCUCCUCGAACCGUUGGGCCAAGAGUUUUCCUUAGACUUAGGCACUCCGUAUGGUACAGGAGAGGGCGCUGUGGGUUCUCUCCGUAUGGAUGCAAAGAUAGGCUCAGACUCAGCUCUACUCGAUCAGUACAAUGCAUCGACAGACGGGUUGUUAGAUACUUUUGGUUUGGAAUCGGCGGGUCUUUCUGGGGAUCUCUUCCCUGACAUCGACCAUAUGGACCUUACCUGCCUACCUAGCUCUUUGAAGCUGAAUUCGCAGUCCAUGAAUCUCGCGUUGCCCACCACCAGUCCAUCGCCAACGAACGGAUGGGUCGGUCCGUUGCACUCGCACAGCGUGGGGUCUAAUCUCAACACCCUCACACUAAACCACGCGAUCAUGGGCAAGAACAAAUCACCCCUGCACACGCACACGCACACACACAACACACACACCCAGACCGACACGCACGUCCACAUAGACAACCCCGCAAGUAUCAGUAUCCAUAGCAACAGCAGCAGCACAGCCAGUCCCACAAACACAGACGCAGCUACCAACAGCACUAGUGGUGCUAGGGGCUUCAUGCGUGCACGUGAUACGGCCAAUACCGUAAUCAAACCGGGAUAUUCACUGACCAGGCACACCAGUUUCCAGCACAACCCCGAUGCAGUUUCUCAUGCAAAUAUGUUCGACGGAGAUCUGGCGCUCUUGGAUAGUAGUCCACUAUCAGCAACCCCGGGGAGCGCCACUGCGCUACAACGCCAGGCAAAUAGCCUCAACGCAACGGAAUUACAUGGACGGAACCGAUUAAAUACCAGGUCCAUGUCCGUGUCUAACGGGAGUAGAGGCUUGCACCACAACACGGUGUUUGGUAGCAGUAAGCUUGAUACCGGUUCGCUAAGCCAACAAUACGGGACCGAUGUGUCGUCACACGCACAGCAGCUGAGCGACCUGGUGAUGUCCACGGCCACGGAACUGACGCUACACGAAAACCCGCACGAACGGACCAACACAAGUACACACCUCUCCUCUCACACACAGACACAAACACACGCUCUGAGGGGCCUCUCUUCUCCCUUGAGCAGUCACGAUACGUUUGGCAGCACGCACCACCGCCCAUACGGAAUCAAUGAACUCGGUGUUAAUGACACUGAGGAUCGUAACCAUGACAACGAAAAUGGCAACAGCAGUAACGAUGACAAUGACAGAUACCAAAAUCGUCGGGGCACACAGUCCGGGUACUCGGGUGCGUUGGGUUUGCACACGGACAUGCUUAGAAAUGGGGUGGAGAUGCUCAGAGAAGAUGGCCGGAGUGGGCAGAAAGGCAAGAUAGAGAGGGAGAUGGAGGAUGUCUUAUUCAUGAUGGGCAAUGAAGGCAUGUACAACCCCGGCGACGACGAAAGCUCUCAAGACGCCUUUCCCGAUACAAACACUCAGGCAUACACGAAGACGGCCUCGUACUCUCAGCACGCGCACCUGCAAAGCACACAAGCGGACCACACCUACAAGGACAUGCGGGGAAUACGGCUGGACGACGAGGACAAUCCAUUUGGGCCUGACAAAGGGAAUGUUUCAUGUGGCGGCUUCAGGGGCACCAGUCCGUCUUUUAAAUCGAAUUCGAACGGGAUGCAAUGGGGCGGGGACGGUGUGCACAGCAGACAUUACUCGCAUGGCGCCCUGGUGCUGGACAUGGAUCUAGAUCUGGAUAUACAGAAAGACCUAGACCUGAGAAUCCAGAAGGAUUUAGAUCUGGGGAUGCAGAAAGAUCUAGAUCUAAGAAUACAGAAGGAUCUAGAUCUAGGAAUGCAUAAGGAUCUAGAUCUAGGAAUGCAUAAGGAUCUAGAUCUAGGAAUGCAGAAGGAUUUAGAUCUGGGAGUCCAGAAGGAUCAUGAUUUAGGAAUCCAAAAGGAUUUAGAUUUGGGCAUACAAAAAGACUUAGAUCUGGGCAUGCAGAAGGAUCUAGAUCUGGGCAUGCAGGAUCUUGGUAUGGGAGGACACGACGGCGAUACUGGGUUGGAACUAAGUGACGUAAACAUUAAUGUAGGCCUUUCAGGUGACUUCGGAGCUGUUGGUCUGAGUGAGGGUGGACUACCCGAUUGCGAUAUGCUGCUAGGCUCACCAGGGACGCUCAAUCCGAGGCCACUGCAGAGCAACACAUCCACGAUGUCCCAUUACGAUUUCCCACAAAUUGAGUCCGGGGUCGAUUCGCAGGAUCCAAUUCUUUUUGACAUGCUUGGUCUGAGCGACUACGACAUGCCUCUACUGUAGCGCGUAGGAGGGGGGAACGGUAUACAAAGUGUGGAACGAUGCUAUCGCGCACAGCAUCUGGGUCUCAUGAAGACGCUCAGAGGUGUCGCGCGGCAAGAACGUACACGAUGCAUACACCAUGUCAGUGCCGGUAGGAGUGGUAUUCACCUGAAGCACAGUGUGGGCAGACGACAGCCUUACUGGUGCAGCUGCGGUCCGAAGGAGGUUCACCCGAUAUAGUAGCAGUGCCUAUAACUG
Messenger RNA from Sphaeroforma arctica JP610, 2790 nucleotides. RefSeq lists its product as hypothetical. The annotation marks the transcript as partial. The transcript is spliced from 7 exons. The record is from RefSeq and is a predicted model, not a curated record. Lineage: Eukaryota; Ichthyosporea; Ichthyophonida.